GUCCGUGGUUGUUUACGCGCACGCUGCCGCCGCGUCGUAUAGUGUGCGAGUGAGUAUAGAUUUAUUUUGAAUUUCGUUCCUUUGUCUCCGAAAUUAAUUUAUGCCGGUUGGGUUAAACGCGGAAAUAGCCAAAAACGUGUAUUUUACUAAAUUUUUUUUGGUCUCAUCUCGUCCGGAAUGUCGUCGCCAAAUCGUAUUAGCAUAAAUUAAAAACUAAAACGCGCGCGAAACUUCGGCGAGAAAACCGGAUUUCUAUCGUCGGAACGGGAAAAACGCGCAAUUCACGUUUGCCACCCUGAGCCACAUGUUGAUUACGGUGUGUGAUAACCGCUGUUGUUGUUUGUACCCGUCCCCUUCGCCACCGCCACAGACCGUGUUGGAGGACACUCCCAGUUUUGUUGUCUUUUUCAAAACUUGAAAAUUUAGUUCGCGACGUUCGCGUCUUGAUGUACCAGUGAUUUCUAUGGCCAAGUCCAGGAACGGUCUGACGGCCGUUGGCCUGUCGGUUUUGGGAGCGUUUUUGAUCCUGUUGGCGUUCACGACGAAGAGUUGGUUGGUCACGGAUGGGAAAUUAGAGCACCCGAAAUUCGAAAGGAUCGGUCUAUGGGUAGUAUGUUUUAAAGAAUUUGAAGAUACUCAUCAUUGGUACGACACAAGAUUCCAUAGUUGUUGGUGGGUGUUUGAAGAAGAAUAUUAUAUUAUCUAUGAUAUUUUAUUUAAAGGUUUUUAUAUUGCCACUCAAUUUUGGUUCUCAGCUUGUGUUCUCUUAACAGUGUUUGGUUUAUUCUACACUACACUUUAUAUGUAUCUAAAUAGAGCUUAUGAACGAUAUGUUCAAAUUCUAUUUACAGCUGGAAUACUGUACAUAGCUGCUGCUAUAUGCAGUACUAUUGCUCUCAUAAUAUUUGGAAUAGAUGGAGACAGUAGAGUAUGGAUGCCACAUUGGGAACACAAUGAUAUAGGAUGGAGCUACGGAGUAGCAGUUGCAGGAACUAUUGCCCUUUAUGUCAGUGGAGUAUUGUAUGUAAUAGAGGGACGGGCACACAAGAUCAAACGUCAAAAAAUGGCUACACAAAGGGCCAAUUACAACUAUGACGCAGAUGACUUCAAACAAUCGUCUCACACUGACAUAUAAAUUUUCAAAUUUUAAUUUUCAAAACUCCAGUAGUAGCAUCUGCACUUUUUUAUUGAUUUAUUCUUAAUGAAUAUGUAUGGUGAGCACUUCUUAAACAUAGACUCAUUGGCAUUCUUCAAAUGUCUGCACGAACUGUACACUUCGCUUAGAAAACAUUUGGUAUUUGUUUUGGAUAACAAGUAUUAUUAAGUAUAGUAUGAAUGAGCGCACUUAAAGGAUUUUAAUUCUUAAGAAUGACUUUAUAAAAACAAUUUAUUACUUGGUGAGUUGUAGAAUUAUUGACAAACUGUUAUAAAUUAUUUAUUGAUCUUACUUUGAAUUUAAUGUGCAAUUGAUAUUGGAUAGGUAUUUACAACUUAUAUAAAUAAGAAUCUCAAGUAUUAUAAAUACUUAAAAAUUUAUAAUUUUAUAAAAUCUAUGAAUUUCAAUAAUAAUUAUUAGAUAAAAAAUAAUUGAUUUUUGAUUGUUCGUAUGACCAAAUAUAAUAAUUGAGAGAUUUGUAAAAAAAAAUUUAUUUAAGGUAAUUAAUGUAUAUUUUUUAUAUCUAGGUUAAAAAAUUAUCCGUCCAUUUAAUUAUAAGUUAAUUUUAGUAACUAGUGCUAAAAAUUGCUACAAAAUAUUUAACAAUACUUAUAAAUUUUUGAUAAUCAUAUUAGGUAACUGUAUUUUUUAUACUAUUUUGUUAAAUAUUCCUUAAAAUUGUUAUGGACUAAAAUUGUAAUACGUAAAAAACAUUAUCCUGUGAUUGCAUAAUUAUUGUUUUAAAUAAUAUAAAGGUUUAAGUUGUUCUGAUUGAACACUUCAUAAUUAGAUCUUAUGAUUGUUUUAAAAAAAAUCAUGUCAUCUGUUUAGUAUAGUAGUUGAGUAGAGUAGUUCUAUGAAUGAAUAAAUGCCGUCCAUUUUUUUUUCGUUUUAUGAAUUAUUAUAUGUUUAAUUAAUGUUAUAAACGGGGGAAUCAGGUACUAGAUCUGAAUUUAAAAAAAAAAAAAAGAAAACUUAGAAUUUAUCUAAUAUGAUGUUUAAUUAUCUUACCAAUCUUACCAUGUAUAAAUAAUAAGUUGUAAUUUUUUUUCGAAAUUAAACAAUGUAUUUUUUUUUUUAAUUUUAAGCUUUCUUUUGUUACUAAUUAGCAUUUUAUGUAUAAAUUCGAGAAUUAUGAUUUUCAUACUUCUCAUACCAAGAGUACAUAUCAUUUGCUUUAUUAUUAAUUUUACAGCUUUUUUUAAAUUUAUUUAUUUGUAUUUUUAAAACAUAGGUAUGAAACAAAUUGAAAACAAAUAUAUAUAUAUAUAUAUAAUAUAUUUUUAUAUAAAUGCAA
Aphis gossypii (cotton aphid) is the source of this 2453-nucleotide messenger RNA. RefSeq lists its product as uncharacterized. Lineage: Eukaryota; Metazoa; Arthropoda; Insecta; Hemiptera; Aphididae. The coding region runs from base 464 to 1135 and encodes 223 amino acids. Gene Ontology annotation, cellular component: septate junction; membrane. The record is from RefSeq and is a predicted model, not a curated record. The transcript has 4 exons. Gene Ontology annotation, biological process: regulation of tube size, open tracheal system; septate junction assembly.